GCUUUUGCUGCUAUUCCAUUUUCUAUUUCUGGAACAUGUAUGAAUGGCAAAGCAGAAACAAACGAGGACUUCGCUCAUUUUAGAAGCACGGCUAUUUGAACCUUUACCACGUGAUGUACUGACCGCCACAAUGCCUAAUAUUUUGCCAUCUACCAAAAGAUAGUGCCGAGAUACAGCUUUCAUCCCCUCCUCCAGCCCGAAUCCCAUCUCCAUCCCCGUCUCCCACUAUCUCCACACAACUAUCCCGCAUCGAAGCGCCAUCAAAAUGGAGGUAGCCAAGAAUCCUAUAGUCGAUAUUGUGAGGCUGGCUCCUCCCAAUGGUGACCCGCCUACGUAUGUGCAAUUCAUAGAUAAGGUAUUCAUCGAAGACCAACCCUCACCAGAGCUGCGUGUGGAACUCUUGACACUUCUCGAAGAUCUUUUGCAAAAUAAGGGACUCGCAGAUCUCAUAGGCUGGGAUCUUGUGCCUACGUUAAUUGAUAUUCCGGGCUCAGAAUCUUGCUUAAUCACGAUUGCACGACUUGCCAAUCCUCGCGAAGUUCUAAUAUCGGUCCUGGCAGAAUUGAAAAGGCUAGACCUAGAUGGAAUUGAAGAUGACUGGCAUGGGGGAGAAGCUGGUGUAGAAGAUCAGAAUAAAACAGCUAUAUCGAACGACCUCGAUCGAUUCUGUUUCAUACUUAGCCUUCUUUCCAUCAUUCACCCUCGAAUCAAAACCAAACAUCCUUCACGCUUUUUAGCAACUACCAUACAUGCCAUUGUGCAAGCGUUCCAUCCUUCACACCGAGCUGUCAUGGCAAUUGGCAAGUUUGCGCACAUAGUCUCUGGCAAGAAGCGACCUACAUUACCAGGACGAAAAUCCAGUCUCAGUAUCGCCAGCGUUAUGCGACCAGAGAUAGAAUCAAAUUUGCCUCCGGCACCCGACCCCGAAGCACAAGAAGAAGAUACGUCCGAAUCUGCCAUACAAAAGAAACUUUUGCAGGGACUUGUGACGCAUAUGCUGGAAAUGUACAUCGAUGUGUAUCCUUUAGAAUGGGCUGGAAGAUUGCAGGAAUCCUUUGAUCCAAAAAGAGUUGUAGCAGGUAGGACGAGUUUGGCAGAGGCAUUUCAAACCACGCCCGAGUAUCAAACUCGAGAGACAGUUGCUGGUCAGCUUGUGUCCCUUGCUCGCGAUCUCGAAUUGGCCAAUUACGAUCUUUUGUUCGAUACUAUCCAUUCACAAGAACCCAUUGCACAUGCUCCAAAUCCCGAAGAUGAUCUACCGGACUCGCCUGAAGACAUUCCGCUUUCCCCUGUUGGCUGUCUGUUCCUUCUUACUUCUUUCAUAUUCUCAUCCGUCAUGUUCAAGUCGAAGACACCAGAACCAGUCAUGUCUAUAUUCCCUGAUCAUGCCAAAUUGGUUGCCCGAUUUUUCGAAUCUGCGGCUGGCUCAUCUAUUGCCAUUGUUGAUGCAGUAGUUGCCAUUGGCUUAUGGCUAGAACAUUCCAAUAAAUUUGUAUCUGGAGAGUUCAAAGACAAUGACUAUAUGGCACAUCUAAGGGCUUUAUCAUUAUGGUCUGCCACAAACCCUUCUCCUGGCCUUCGUUAUUGUACCCACAAACUAACCUCUGCCAUUCUACAUGCCCAUCCUGUGGAUGCCAUGAGGUUGACUUUCAUCUCGAAGACACUGAAGGGAUCUUCGGAUGAAAUCGGCGCAAUCGCACUUAAGGCAUCUGCAAUUACAUGGCUUAAGGAAGAGUUAAUUACAGCUCAUGAGAGGAAGACACAAACACUUUUCUCUACCACCUCUGCACUUGUGGAGACACAAUCCCAAAUAUUCCCAAAUCUGUCAUCGCUCGUCGAUAAGUUUGAUGAAGAAUUGAGUGAUGAAUUGAUAGAGUCGUUCCCAGUCCACAUGGCCGCACUCAAUUUUCUAUUUUUCGUCGUAGGAGAGCAAUAUACAAAUAUCAUUCCUCCUGGAUUGAUGUCGCGAGUCGAGAACGAGUAUCUGACUCCAUUAAAGACUGCUCAAGAAAGUGCAUUGAAGUCUUUAGCCCUGGUCAACGAUACAGGAGCUCCACACAUGGAAUUUGAAUUAUUGGGCGAACAGAUCUCAAUGUGUUUGUCAAAACUUCAUGAGAAAUGAUUGAUGAUUGAUGAGGUAUGAUCAAUGUACAGGUGAAUGAAAGAGACGAUAGAAUUUCUUGUACCGUGGUUAAUCUGACCUCUUUAUCGGGAAGGUUUGGAGUAUGGAUACCUGGAACAUAUGAUUGCGAAUUGUUUGUUUAUUUACGAAGGAAUGAAAACCUAAGACUAUAGGCUAUUUUUGAGAUGUGCAUCUUUCCGUGAUAGUGAUGGUAAGUGAUUGGUUCAAGCAUGAUAGAAAUGAUCUCGCUUGGGUUUGACUGGGAAGUGAUUGGAUAAUUUGAAUAGAAAUUCUCUACCGGCGAUUGCUAGGGUACAUUUGAUGUAGACACUUGUAUAUCUCCAAUUAUCGAUUUAUUGAUUACAAAAGUAAAUCGUUCUUCAUGAAAGCUAGAUUUAGGCUAUUGGAAGUAUUCAGAGUAUUUGUGUCUUGCAGGGCAUUGUUUUCAUUGAGCACGCUUCACAUGACAUGGGGAAAGUUCAUGAUUCAAAACGACAGUA
This is a messenger RNA of Botrytis byssoidea, 2622 nucleotides long. RefSeq lists its product as uncharacterized. The transcript is spliced from 2 exons. Gene Ontology annotation, biological process: cellular response to oxidative stress. Lineage: Eukaryota; Fungi; Ascomycota; Leotiomycetes; Helotiales; Sclerotiniaceae. Gene Ontology annotation, cellular component: cytoplasm. The record is from RefSeq and is a predicted model, not a curated record. The coding region runs from base 266 to 2122 and encodes 618 amino acids.